AUGGAAGAACAACUGGAACAACACUAUAUAGGAAUUAUUGGUAGGUAAUUUGUUUUUAUUUGGCAAAGGAAGAAAAAACAUCAAGAACCUAAAUUUCGAUGAAGCUUGGUGGAAAUACAGAAUUGAGCAUGCUAAUUGUUAUAUGAGAGGUGAAAGUCAUCACGAACUCCUGCUGAUACUGGUAUGGAGCUACAAAGUGUCAGUUUUUCUGCUUUUCACACGAAACAUUCAAAAAUUGCAAAAAUCAAGUGCAAAUUUUUGCUCACCGAAUCAAGGUGCAAAAAGUGUGAAAGACUGAUAACUUUGAAGCUUCAUAAAAGCGCUCACAUGGUUCUGAUGCAACUUUCAACUUCGAGACACGAAUUUUUACUUUUUUUCGCUUCCACCAAGUUUCAUACGUUUUUUAUAUCCUUGAGAAACAACAUUCGUUUCUACUGGAAUUACGAUAAUGGCUUUUUUGCAGAUAAAUCUCGAAAUCGGGACGCGUUCGGACGACAAACAAUCGGCAGGAAAAAUCUUCAAACAGCCAUUCGAGGAAGUUUUUAUAAUAAUUUUUUGUAUAUUUUUUGCACAUUUUUCUUCGAUUCAAAUAUGUUAAAAAAUUUGUUGUAACUCAUUUUUUCACAUUUUUGAAUCGAAGAAAAAUGUGAAAAAAUUGGACGCACCCGUUUUUUUCACAUUUUUUCAAGGUAUUUUGUGAAGAUCAAAUGUGAAAAAAUUAGCUCUGACCGAUUUUUUGACAAUUUUUAUCACUGGAAAAUGUCAAAAAAUUGGUUGUGGCUGAUUUUUUCACAUUUUUUCUUUGGAAUUGGGAGAUGAAAUGUGAAAAAAUGAGAUGCAGACGAUUUUUUUACAUUUAUAUUCAACAUUGUUGUUCCUUCUUUUGUUUAAUAAAUUGCUUUUGAAAAAUGGUUUUUGGUGAGUGUUCAAAAAAAGCAAGGCUAAUGAGAAUAAGAGUUUUUCUUGACAGUUUCUUGGAAAAGUUGGAAUUGCAUACCGAUUAUCAGAUAUGUGUCUGUUUUUUCAACAUGGUGCGAAUGAACGACAGUUUUCAUCAACUUGACUAUUUAUAACAUACUUAUGAAACUGGCCUAUUCUUAUAUCUCAUUAUAGUUGGACAACGACUCAAGUCGACUCAAGUCGACUCGGAGUCGAUAAGACAGCUGUUUUCGACUCGACUAACGACUCGAGUCGUUUAGUCGAAAAGGUGAGUCGAUUAGAAAAUGACUCGAGUCGAGUCGAAUGGUUUUUUCGACUCGACUCGACUCCGAUGGUCAAAUUUCUCAUGGUGGGUGGGGCUUUUGUAAUAUGGCUAAGGUGUUGGCUUAGAUGGUGAAUAUUGGAUGAUGAUUGGUGAACAUGGUGAUAGUGCACCAAAUGCACCAAUAAUGGGAAAUUGGUGUGAUUGGUGCAGUUGGCGCAAUUUUAACCAUUGGUGGAAUUUGUUGAAUUGGUGGAUGGUGGAAUUGGCGAAUGGUGGAUGGUGGAAUUGGCGAAUGGUGGAUGGUGGAAUUGGCGAAUGGUGCAAUUCGCCAAUUGGUGUGAUUGGUAUAUUUGGUCAUUGGUGCACCAAUUGGUGA
Messenger RNA from Caenorhabditis angaria, 1580 nucleotides. NCBI's taxonomy places the organism in Eukaryota, Metazoa, Nematoda, Chromadorea, Rhabditida, Rhabditidae. The record is from the annotation of a GenBank genome assembly.